Mastomys coucha (southern multimammate mouse) is the source of this 5956-nucleotide messenger RNA. It is a transcript of the gene Fgf12, whose product is annotated as fibroblast growth factor 12. The record is from RefSeq and is a predicted model, not a curated record. The transcript has 5 exons. Gene Ontology annotation, molecular function: growth factor activity; fibroblast growth factor receptor binding. Gene Ontology annotation, biological process: fibroblast growth factor receptor signaling pathway; cell differentiation; positive regulation of cell population proliferation. Gene Ontology annotation, cellular component: cytoplasm. Bases 1373 to 2104 code for a protein of 243 amino acids. NCBI's taxonomy places the organism in Eukaryota, Metazoa, Chordata, Mammalia, Rodentia, Muridae.
CGCAGCGCGCGGUCACUUCCUUCCACGGCCGGGAUGGGCGGCGCGGGACCGAGCGAGCGGCCCAGCGGCGGCCGGGUAACCCCUAUCUGAGCUGCGGCCGGGAGCUGCCCACCGCCGGGGCGUGCGAGCCUGGGGUCCCGGAGGCGCGGCGAUGACCUGAUCCUAAGCCCGCCAGGGCGCCCGUCCCUCGCUGCCCAGCUUGCUCGGAGCCUGUGCGGAGACCGGCUCGGUGCUGCGGCUCGGGCGCACGGUGGCGGGGAAGCUCCGGUGAAAGGCUUGUGGGCGCCGAGCUGGGGAGGACACCUUCGGCAGCUCUGCCUUUGGAGGGGCUUCUGUAAACUACUGAGUCAUUCCAGAUUUAGGAUUUCCUAAAUAAUCACCAACUGUGCCCGUCUCGUGCCGGAACGCAGGCAGUGAGAGCGGGAGCGCCCGCUCUCGGGACCCCGCGCAUUCCCGGGGUGCUUGGCCCUCGAGGAUCUCCCUCUCUCCCGUUGUCCCUCCCCCCUCCCUCGUCUCCCGCUCUCUUUGCAGUGCUGCUGGAGGAGAGGCGCGCUCACCGCAGCUGGAAACAGCUGCACCCUCUUUCCCACCUCCCCGCCCCGCGCCCCUACCCCGAGUCUGGUUAACCGCUCCCACUUCUCGCCUCUUGGAAUUCUAGAAGUAGGGGUGCCGGCCCCCCCGGAGAACCGCAGCCGGUGCGAUGCAUUUCGUAGACCUCACCCAGCUGGGACGGACCUCCUAAUCUUCAGAACCGCGGGCCACAGGGAGUUAAAUUGCUGCCUUCCUCUUCUCUGUCGCGGUUGGUGGUUCGUUUUCUAAAGGAACGUUUUAUUCACUUUUUACUAUAUAUAUUUUUAAGCCGGGGGCUCUCUUCCAGCCUCGGUCCAGACUCUGCCUUGUAAACGGGUUUCUAUGUAUAUAUGUGUAGGUAUACUUUGGACACCUUACAACGCUUGCGCCUCUCCAACCGGGCCACGACUUGUUAUUUUGGACAUCUUUCCCCCCUUUCCACUUGGUACCCUGAACGCAGUGUGACCAAACUCCCCACUGCCCUUUGGACGUGGAUCGCCUUGGGGUGCAAGUUUGGGGUACAAACGUCUACUUCGCAAGAAGGCCUGGGACCGCCCCGCCCCCGCCGCCAGUGGUUGGGGAAGUUUACAUCCGGAUUUUCACACGUUUUGUUGCCACUGCCCAGACUCUGACUAACCUUGUGGGCUCCAGGUUUUCGAGACUGCAACCUCCUCAAAUAUUAGCACUGCCUCCCCGCGCCUGUCCUAUUCCUCCAGGCCCCCGAGGUCCUGCCCUCAUCCCGGCGGAGCAGGAACCCGAGGGCGCAGUGGAGCCCGGGGCCUCGGGCCCGCGCUGAGCAGCUAUGGCUGCGGCGAUAGCCAGCUCCUUGAUCCGGCAGAAGCGGCAGGCGAGGGAGUCCAACAGCGACCGGGUGUCGGCCUCCAAGCGCCGCUCCAGCCCCAGCAAAGACGGGCGCUCCCUGUGCGAGAGGCACGUCCUCGGGGUGUUCAGCAAAGUGCGCUUCUGCAGCGGCCGCAAGAGGCCAGUGAGGCGGAGACCAGAACCCCAGCUGAAAGGGAUUGUGACAAGGUUAUUCAGCCAGCAGGGAUAUUUCCUGCAGAUGCAUCCAGAUGGUACCAUUGAUGGGACCAAGGACGAAAACAGCGACUACACCCUCUUCAAUCUAAUUCCUGUGGGACUGCGUGUGGUGGCCAUCCAAGGGGUGAAAGCCAGCCUUUAUGUGGCCAUGAAUGGAGAAGGCUAUCUGUACAGCUCAGAUGUUUUUACCCCGGAAUGCAAAUUUAAGGAGUCUGUGUUUGAAAACUACUAUGUGAUCUAUUCCUCAACCCUGUAUCGCCAGCAGGAAUCAGGCCGCGCAUGGUUUCUAGGACUCAAUAAAGAAGGUCAAAUCAUGAAGGGGAACAGAGUGAAGAAAACCAAGCCUUCAUCUCAUUUUGUACCAAAACCUAUUGAAGUGUGUAUGUACAGAGAACCAUCACUACACGAAAUUGGAGAAAAGCAAGGACGCUCGAGGAAAAGUUCGGGAACACCCACCAUGAAUGGCGGCAAAGUCGUGAAUCAAGAUUCUACAUAGCCUAGCCAAGAACUCUUCCCUUCUUCCCUCUCCUCCCUCUCCCUUGUUCUCCCUCCCUUUCCCCAUUUUCUCCAGUAAAUCGACCCAACAAGAGAGAAAAAUAAAAAUAAAACAUCAUCACAGGACUUAGUAGCUGAGAUUCUGCACUCAAAAUCUUCCUUUGUGUAGGACAAGAAAUUUGAACCAAAGCUUGCCUGUUGCAAUGUGGUAGAAAAUUCACAUGCAUAACAAUUAUUGCACAUAAGAGCAAAGGAAAAAAAUAAAUUGGACUCCACAAACAUUAAAUUUAACUGUGUUGUUGUUAAGAGAGGGCUAAUUGUAAUGAAGACAGGCUAUAAUGCAGACAAAACACAGUCAUUGAAUGGAUGUAAAAGGUUUGGAAAGCCACUUAAAAUGUUGUUGAAUUGUAAAUCCUUUUAAGUUUUAGAGCAUUCUGAAAUGUGCAGAUUUGUUUCAAUUUUGUAUUUUCUUUAUACUUCUGUCCAUGAUACACGAUUACAUUCUGUUUCCAGGAUAUUCUUUUAAUCAUAAAAUUGAAAAUGUCAAAAUUAUAUUCUUCUAGUAUCUGUUAGACAUAUAGCCAGGAACCAAUUUGCAUGAAAAAAAGCUUUAAACUUAUUCUUGAUGUUAGUACUAUUUUUUUAUUUAGAAAAUGAAACUCUUAUGUUGAAUUUAAUCAUAUUAGCUGAUUUAAUUACUUUAUAAAGAGUUUCACAAUUCUUUAAGGAGAAUAUUAUAUUUUUAUCUAGGUAUUGAUCUGGAAUUUUAUUAUUUUUUUAGGCAUUAAGUGAAAAGGGUUUUAAUGUAUUCCUGAGGAGACUUAGGGAACUCCCUGGCAUCUGGUGAAGAAGCAUGGGCUUCUUGCAUUUUCCAUCCAGUCUUAAUGUUGGUAUCUUUGAGUGUGUAUGUGAAUGUCUAGCUAUCACAGAAAGUUGAUUUUUUUUUCUAACCAUAUCUUGCAGCUUGAGAGAAGGAAGGUGGGUUUUACAGAAGGAAAUAGGUCUGAGAUAGAGACUCAAAGCAAAAUUUAAUUGCCUUUUUACAUUGCUAGUUUUGUGUGUAGGUUGGUUUUUAAACUCUAGAAGAAAUUAGGAGGAAUGGCUGUGAAAUUUCUACCUUAGCAUCUAUGAAGCCAGUGGCAUGUUGGAUUUACCCACAUUUAUAAGUCUAGUUUGCAAUCAUUCUGUUCUAGAAAACAGAAUGUAAUUUGUUGAACAUGGAAUUUUUAAGGGACAGAGAGAAAACUGUGGAAUUAACAACUUUGGUUUCAAUAGACAGGAUUUUGUCGGUGGGUUUGUGUCGUGAAAAAUUCCACAUAAGAGCAAGCGAGAACACUGUUAGAACUCUGAAGCACUAGAAAACAUUAACAAAGACAUGAAGCUAUACCACAGCAUUGAAAUUACUAGGCCUACUUCGCCCUGGAUAUCAGGAAUGGUGUAGAGAAAUCCAAAUUCAAACAAACCAAACCAGAAUGUUAAAAAGUUUGCAACUUUAUGGAUAUCAUAAUGAGAAGACUUAAGCAUGUAACUUCUCCUAUAUCUCUACUGUCCAGCAUGUAUUAUUCCAACUAUGAUUCCCUAAAAUACAUACUUUGCAGAAGAUCUAAGCCCUCACUUCAAACCUUCCCAUGGUUUGCUGUAUUCUAUUAAGGUCAACAUAAUGUCUCCCCUCUACACAAACCUUGUUCUUUGGUGUGAUUCUUGCCCUAUAAAUUAUCUAUUUAUGUUCUCUGGAGGGUGGCAGAAAACGUACUAGGGGAAUUUUCCCAAAAAGCUUAGAAGAAUAGAAGUAUGCAUAGAGACAAAGCUUUUGGACAGAUUUUAAAUCAGAAUAUAUGUAAAGUAACAGAUACAUUUAAUGUAUAUAUAUAUAUGUAUCCAUAUAUACAUAUAAAUUAUAUGGAGUGUUGCUCUCUUAGGAAAAGUACAACCAUGUAAAGACACACAUCCAGAAGUUGUAUUUGUUGUCACUGUUGAUCCAACUUGAUCAUAAGUACACCUGUCACUUCCAGGACCAAACAAAUCCCAAGCACAAAGCCUUAUUUUCUUUAAAAAAAAUAAAUGAAUAAAUAAAGAGGCUUGAACAAAAUGGAUCAUGGGCUCUUUUAAAGGGAAGUGCCUGGAGUUUUUAAGGUGAUAAGUUUACUCAACCAUAGUGCACUGAGGGUCCACAGGAAGUAUAAGUGGUGGAAAUCACAGUUGCCCAUCUCUCUGAGGAUUUCAUGAUAGGAAUUUAACCUCAUUAUUUAUGAAAAUAUAAUGCUGAUAUUAAUCUCCAAUAAAAUCCCUUCUCUAUUUUCAGUGGUUGUCCAUUGCUCAUCAUUCAGACACAUUUUGCCCCAAUCUAUGAGUAGUUAAAGAGGAGCUUUCUAAGCACUCAAUCUGUCUCUAGAAUGCCCUCCAUAUCAUGGUAAGGAAAUGUAGAUGUGUUUUGGAAAUUAACUUUGUAUCAUUUGCACCUGAUUUCAAGAAAAAAAUCAAAAGCCUCACAUUCUUUUUUAUUUAUAGACCUGAAAAGAAAAAUGUUUAGAACACAAGGUGGGCAUUUGCUCACUUUCUGGUUGCUAUUGAAGUAUAUUGAAAUCAUAAAUAGAACCAAAAUUCAAUGUAUUACAUUUAAAAUAUAUGAAAAAUAUAAGUAUAUAACCAUUCAAUUUCAUUUAAAAAAUAAGAAUAUAGGGGUCAGGUUCAAUGGUUAUUUUUUUUCUUCACUGUGAUAGUCUUUGUUCUGUAGCCUGGCUUCAACUCAUCUAUCACCUGUUGUUUCAUUGUUAUGAGGGUUAUCUUUUUGUUGUUUCUAAAACAAUGCAAAAGCAUAAUCCCAGGAAAGGACUCUAGUAGCUGACUCUAGGAGCCUUUACUAGGUUUUAAGCAAAUGGGCUUGAUAACACAAACAAAACUUCCUCGAGUCUCACAAAACGGUUCUCUGGUCAAUAUUCUUUACUUGAUAUUUUAGCUAGAUGCUUGAGGUCUAGAAACAAAUGGUGCUGCUAGCUUAGAGACCUUGUGCUUCAGGAGACUGAAACACAGUAAGCCAUCUUUUUCAUGAUCAUAGUGAUAGUUUUGGUUUUGAAUUACAUAUAUGAAGUUCAUAAGACACUUUUUUAGCCAUUGUGGAUUGGCACACAGAAUAGACAGUAACAUAAUGUAACUCAUUGUGAACCUCAAUCCAAUCCAGAAACUCUUCUACCUAAAAAAAUGGUGAUGCUGUUGCUCGGUAUUAUUUUCUUCAGUUUGUGAUUCUGUCAUCGCCACAGGGAAAGGCUGAGGGUAGUCAAACAAAAGGAAAGGAUGGAGUGUAGCUUGUGUGUUGUGUACUAAAUGGUCCUUAGGUGCAACCUGGGACCCCAGGUUGCUUAGAGGAGGAUCAUGACUAUUUCAAUGUUGAUUUAUGUUUUAAAACAUAGACCCAGAAUUAGAAAAAAUCCCUCCAUAUACCCUGUGACUCAGAGUACAAGGUUUUGCUUUUAAGAAAGUUUUCCAUGAAGUAGGUUGAUUUCUUCUGCACAAGGUGAGACAGACACGGUCAAACUUAAAAAUUCCCUGCUCAUUUUAAUGCCAUAGAAGGCUGAGGGUAUUACUCUGUCAUAGACUGUAAAUAGCAUUUUUUAAAGCCAGAAUCACAUUUAAAGUUGUGGAUUGUUCUACAAAUAUACAUGUGUAUAUAUACAUAUGCUUCUGAAAUGGGGAUAUACUAUAUAAAGUUUUUAUUUGCUCUGUGGUCUUUCAUUAGGUAGUGAAAAAUAAAGAGAUUUGAAUGCAAAACUUUAUACAUAAAUGUAUAUUUCUAAUGAUAGUAUAAAUUGCCACUUUAUAAUAAAAAAGAAACUGGUGGGAACAAUACUAAAGCACA